Marchantia polymorpha subsp. ruderalis is the source of this 1827-nucleotide messenger RNA. NCBI's taxonomy places the organism in Eukaryota, Viridiplantae, Streptophyta, Marchantiopsida, Marchantiales, Marchantiaceae. The record is from the annotation of a GenBank genome assembly.
AUGGCGGCGCAGGCUUCCGAAGAGAGAAAUGAUUGCACCUCGGCUUCGGCGGAGGGAGAAGAGAAAUGGACGCACGUGGUCCGAAUCGACGAGGAGCUGAAGCGGGUCGCGGAGAAGAUGGCGCCGAAGCCGGGAGCGGGAAGAAGGGCCAUGCCGACGAUCCUGCGAGCAUCUCACGCGUUUCGGGAGCACGGACAGUUCGGCUACGAGUUCAGGUACGAUCCCGUGUACAUGCGCCUGGGGCUCUACAGCAGGGGCGCAUUGCUUGCGCCCACCGCAGCCGAGACUCGCCGAAUGGAGGCCGCCAUCGCCUUCUUGAAGAAACUGAACGCGCGCAGAGCCGAGCUCAAACUGAGGCCGAUCAGCUGGCACGAGAUGUGCGCCAGAGUCGUCCCGAGUCCUGCCCGAGUGCGUUGGCUGUGGAGUGACGCCCCGUCCGACAUGACGGACGACGACGUGCGCCACUUGCUGGCGAUCGACGCCGUGUUCAUGCUCUGCUAUUACCAGACUAUGGGGGACAAGUUCCCGCAGGUCCAGGAAGUGGAUAGGUGGGAGGAUGUCUGGAGAGAGCCAGAAAUCGUGCGCGACUUUCUGCUGAUGGAGAACCAGAUUCCUCUAGUGCUGAUACAGAACGCGCUCGCUCUGGCCCUGGAGGGCGAGCACAGAGAGCAUGCGGAGCGCGAUCGGGUCAUAAACCCCAGCCCUGAAGACGAUGAGAGGGUGGAUCUCGUGUGUGCAAAAGAUUUCCAUCCGGAGGUGCAUGAGCUUCUGUCAUCGGUAUUAGAAGAUGUACUGAAGAUUACUGGGCUGCCGAGGUUCUAUGACGACUUCGUGCCGAGAGAUGUGAUCGUGAGCUCUGACCACUUGUUGGAUUUGGUGUACAGAGUGGUGGCUAAAAAAUAUAGAACACCAGACGUGGAUAGUGAUGACAGUCCUCGGCCUGGUAGUAAUAGCACCCGCUCGGUCGGUGCAUUGAUCAGGUGCGGAGAAAAGUCUGCGUACUUCUUUCAGAAGUUGAUGAUUUACCUGCGCCACCUGCAAUGCGUUCUCCUGACGCGCUUAGUUGCUGCUUUCGGUUCGAGGUCGCAGGAUUGUCAAGAAGAAGAAGAAGAUCGCUGGCGCGAUCGUCUCUUCAUUCCGACAGCCUCGAAGCUGAGAAAGGCUGGCAUUGCGGUCAAAGGCUUAAGUCAAAAGCAUGCGAUGAUUUGGGACUACAAAAUGGAGCAGGGUCUAUUCACGGACACUUUGUGGAUCCCGAAGCUCGACAUCUGGGACAGCACUGCGAACUCGCUGAGGAAUUUGCUCCUGAUGGAGCAGGGGGUCCAGUCGUUGCUAUACCGUGAGUGGCAGCCGCUGAUGGAGUAUUUGGCUAUCUUAAAGCAGCUGGUGGACACGAGGGAAGACGUUGUGAUUUUGUGUGGCAACACAAACGACUAUGUGAUCCUCAACAUGGUGGGCGAUGCUGGCAUUGUGGCAAAAUUGAUCAAUGAUCUUGACCGAGGCUGUUGGUCUGAAAAACAAUCUCGUAGAUUCCUUGAGUUCUGCAAGGAAGUGCGGCAGUGUUGUAAUCGGAGGAGGAAGCGAUGGUUGUGGCAGUUUGUGGAGACAUAUUUGAAUAAGCCCUGGAAAAUAGCUUCACUCCUCGCCGCCAUAUUGCUGCUCGUGCUAACGGCCCUCCAGACAAUAUAUUCCAUGCUCUCCUUCUACGGCAUUUAGACGCUGUCGGACUGACUCCAUUGCUCAAAGCUGCUGCGCACUGAAGUCCGUCAGCUGUCCAUAAUCUGCGAAUUUCUACCAUACCUACUGACCUAGGCCCUUACAAUAUGU